Molecule: messenger RNA, 1012 nt
Organism: Mandrillus leucophaeus (drill)
Lineage: Eukaryota; Metazoa; Chordata; Mammalia; Primates; Cercopithecidae
Gene: PABPC4L
Product: poly(A) binding protein, cytoplasmic 4-like
Exons: 2
Coding region: 11-1012 (333 amino acids)
Cellular component (GO): ribonucleoprotein complex; cytoplasmic stress granule; cytosol
Molecular function (GO): poly(A) binding; mRNA 3'-UTR binding; poly(U) RNA binding
Source: RefSeq, a predicted model, not a curated record
CAAGUACCGCAUGGCCUCCCUGUAUGUGGGUGACUUGCAUGCAGAUGUCACGGAGGACCUGCUGUUCAGGAAGUUCAGCGCUGCGGGGCCCGUGCUGUCCAUCCGCAUCUGCAGGGACCAGGUCACCCGCCGCUCUCUGGGCUAUGCCUACGUGAACUUCUUGCAGCUGACUGAUGCCCAGAAGGCGCUGGACACAAUGAACUUUGACAUCAUAAAAGGCAAAUCCAUCCGUCUCAUGUGGUCUCAGCGUGAUGCCUACUUGAGGAGAUCUGGAAUUGGGAACGUGAUGAGUGAUGAUCAAGGUUCCAAGGGCUAUGCAUUUGUGCACUUUCAGAACCAGAGUGCUGCAGACAGGGCCAUUGAGGAGAUGAAUGGAAAACUACUCAAGAGCUGCAAGGUAUUUGUUGGCAGAUUCAAAAACCGAAAAGAUCGUGAAGCUGAACUCAGAAGCAAAGCCAGUGAAUUCACCAAUAUUUACAUCAAAAACUUCGGAGGCGACAUGGAUGAUGAGAGAUUGAAGGACGUUUUCAGCAAAUAUGGCAAAACUCUGAGUGUUAAGGUGAUGACAGAUUCCAGAGGGAAAUCCAAAGGCUUUGGCUUUGUGAGUUUCGAUAGCCAUGAGGCUGCCAAGAAAGCUGUUGAAGAAAUGAAUGGAAGGGACAUAAAUGGGCAGCUGAUUUUUGUAGGCCGGGCGCAAAAGAAAGUAGAGCGACAGGCUGAGUUAAAGCAAAUGUUUGAGCAGCUGAAAAGGGAACGAAUUCGUGGGUACCAGGGAGUAAAGCUCUAUGUUAAGAACCUUGAUGACACCAUUGAUGAUGAAAAACUACGAAACCAAUUUUCUUCAUUUGGAUCAAUUAUUAGAGUUAAGGUAAUGCAGCAAGAGGGCCAGAGCAAAGGGUUUGGCUUCAUCUGCUUCUCCUCUCUAGAGGAUGCUACUAAAGCAAUGAUUGAGAUGAAUGGCCGCUUCUUGGGCUCCAAACCUAUUAGCAUUGCCUUGGCCCAGAGUUAUUAG